This is a messenger RNA of Alligator mississippiensis (American alligator), 485 nucleotides long. RefSeq names its product trypsin inhibitor ClTI-1. The coding region runs from base 104 to 358 and encodes 84 amino acids. NCBI's taxonomy places the organism in Eukaryota, Metazoa, Chordata, Crocodylia, Alligatoridae. The record is from RefSeq and is a predicted model, not a curated record. Gene Ontology annotation, molecular function: protein binding. The transcript is spliced from 4 exons.
GCCAGGUAAGGUGGAGCGGCGGCACCAGGACUCACGGAGAGAGGUCUGUUGGAGCAAGGUGCGUUGUAGCUGUACUGAGCGCCCAGUCCCAGCUGUCUCGACCAUGAAGGCCACCAUGCUCUUCCUGCUCCUGGCCGCGGCCAUGUGCUGCUGCCCUGGCAACGCAGCACCUGAAGAUCCUUCCGGCAUCUGGGAGAAGCCGUCGUGUGCCAAGUACUUUCCGGAAAGCGGCUGCCCCCGGAUCCUGGACCCCGUGUGCGGCACUGACCUCCAGGUGUACCCCAACGAGUGCGUGCUGUGUGCCGAGAACCGGAAGAGAAACACCGACGUGCAGAUCAAGAACCGCGGGUUUUGCUGAAAAGCGCCUGUGCGCUCGGCCUGGCCGCAGGGAGCAGCACCUCCUUGAAAAUCCCGGCUGGAGACACCAAGAAAACCCGAUAGACCCCCCAGCCGCCGGGAAACCCCAAUAAACCCCAAGCAUUGCA